Messenger RNA from Chiloscyllium plagiosum (whitespotted bambooshark), 880 nucleotides. The record is from RefSeq and is a predicted model, not a curated record. Lineage: Eukaryota; Metazoa; Chordata; Chondrichthyes; Orectolobiformes; Hemiscylliidae.
CACGGGCUGGAGUGACUCUGGGCUGCGGUUCUCUGUUCCAGCUCACGGAUCCUGGUCAGCCUGGGGCAGUUGGGGAUCGUGUUCCGGUUCCUGUCGGGAGGAAGGGAGCAGCCACGCUCCCCGGCGAAGACGCAACCGGACCUGCACCAACCCGACACCUUCCUUCGAUCCCCCGGGAGAUCCGUGCCCCGGGGCGGACGUGGACGUUGGCCUGUGUGACUUCUUACCCUUCUGCCCCAUUGCCGGGAAUUGGGGUUCCUGGGCCGAGAUCUCUCAGUGUUCCGUGUCGUGCGGGAUUGGGAUGAUUCGCCAAAGCCGGGCCUGUGACUCUCCCCCACCAAAGCACGGUAGCCCCGACUGUAGCGGUAUCCGAUCCCGCGAUGUUCCCUGCAACACUGGCCUCCCCUGUCCAGUGGACGGCGUGUGGACUAACUGGGGCCACUGGUCCUUCUGCGCCCGGACUGGCUGGAACAUCUCGUGCAAGCGGUUUGUGGGCCAGCAACGACGGACACGGCUCUGCCGAGGCAGGAACCACGGCGGGGAGCCCUGCCAGGGCUCCAUCAUCGAGAUCCGGACCUGCUACGACAGUGAUAACUGCUGGUAUGGCAAAGGGGUGUGGAGCGAUUGGAGCGACUGGGGCCUGUGUCUCCCUCCCUGCGGCGAGGGCAGCACUCGGAGCCGGAGCCGAGUCUGUGAACCGGUCUACCCUGAUUACUCAAUGACAGGGGGCAUUCUGAAACAAGUGAACAUCUCCUUCUCGGGUUACCCGAGAUUCGAGUGCGAUGAGCUGGAGGGGGAGCACGAGACCCUGCAGGAGUAUUGGCCCUGUCAACAUGUUCCACUGUGUGACUGAGGUAUGGGACACACUCACACUCACACU